GCCAAUAAUUUCAAUAAAUCAAUAAAUUAUUGCAAAAAAAAUGAACAAUUCAAGCAAUGCAGAUUCACAAGAAGGAAGUACGAGUGCUCAAAAGCAAAAAACCGCGAAUCCGUCUGAAAGUCGUCCUUUUGUGCUCAAAAAAUGGAAUGCGUUAGCUGUUUGGGCCUGGGAUGUUGAAUGUGACACAUGUGCAAUCUGCAGAGUACAUUUAAUGGAAGAGUGUCUUCGUUGUCAAUCUGAACCAAGUGCUGAAUGCUACGUAGUGUGGGGAGACUGUAAUCAUUCAUUCCAUCAUUGUUGCAUGACUCAGUGGAUUCGACAGAACAACAGAUGCCCACUGUGUCAAAAGGAUUGGGUCGUCAGCCGCACGAGCAAAUAAUGUAUCAAUUAUCUACUUUUACACGUUCUUUCCCAAUUUACAUGUAAUUUUUCGACUCUUUUUCAAAAGAACUUUUGUCUGUAAAUUGUCUCUUCACCCACUUCUUCCCUCUCCAUUUUUCACCCCGUUCUCCACUUUGUUCCCAUUCACAAAAAUAAUGACUGUAAAUAAAAAUUCACACACACACAG
Molecule: messenger RNA, 568 nt
Organism: Caenorhabditis elegans
Lineage: Eukaryota; Metazoa; Nematoda; Chromadorea; Rhabditida; Rhabditidae
Gene: rbx-2
Product: RING-box protein 2
Biological process (GO): intracellular signal transduction; proteasome-mediated ubiquitin-dependent protein catabolic process
Cellular component (GO): Cul5-RING ubiquitin ligase complex; cytoplasm; nucleus
Molecular function (GO): ubiquitin protein ligase activity; NEDD8 ligase activity; zinc ion binding
Source: RefSeq, marked reviewed